This is a messenger RNA of Nymphaea colorata (pocket water lily), 1219 nucleotides long. RefSeq lists its product as uncharacterized. NCBI's taxonomy places the organism in Eukaryota, Viridiplantae, Streptophyta, Magnoliopsida, Nymphaeales, Nymphaeaceae. Gene Ontology annotation, cellular component: mitochondrion. The transcript is spliced from 3 exons. The coding region runs from base 130 to 1125 and encodes 331 amino acids. The record is from RefSeq and is a predicted model, not a curated record.
CCCAACCACUGUUGGGAUCCGUGAAAAUCUCAAAUCGUUCCAUGAAAAGAAAAGGAAGCCGUACCGUAAGUGGCUGUGGUCAUCAGCUAUUGAGGGAGGGGGAGGCUUUGCUUGCUUAGAGAGGGCGGCAUGGCUUCCACAGAGCGUUGGUGCGGGCUCCUGAAGGUUCCCUUAAACCCCAAAAGUCAGACCUGCUUCAGCGUUGCAGCCUCUCUCUGUCUCUCUCCUUCCUCGAAGACAUUAGUCGCACCUUCUGCUAACGCCAUAUUCUUCAAUGGAGAUCGAGUUCCAGGCAUGGGGAACCCCGUCGUUGAAAAGCUUUCCAAUUUGCAGAAUAUCGCUUCGAUUCUCGUCUCAAAGCUUGGGGUUCGUGUCAAUGCAUGGGUUGUAGAUGCCCCUCUGUUCAAUGGACCCUUUGCCGUCUAUAAAGAAUUGAUUCCCACUAUUAAUUCGAGGGGAGAACCUGCAUCUUAUGUUCCCGACGGGUUUCCUGCUACGAGUUCGUUGCAGUUGCUUCUUUUCAAUUGUCUUCAGGAGAUCACGGUACUUGUUUUUGAGUCAUCUUCCCUUUCCAAGGCCGAGAAGAUCGUUUCCUCCGUUGAGAAGACCUCUUCUACAGAGCGACAUUCAACUCCUGCAUCUAGUACGUGUCCAAAAACCAUUCUACUCGGAUUCAGUAAGGGGGGUGUGGUCCUCAACCAGCUUCUGUCUGAACUUGCCUCUUAUGAGAGUCAAGAACGCCACCAUCUCCAGCACCAAGAUCACAUUCUACCCCACUCAAUGGACGAAUUCUUCAAGAGCAUUGUGGAGUUUCACUACAUUGAUGUAGGGCUGAAUUGUCCGGGCGCGUACCCAACAGACCAUACGGUGAUCAACAAGACCAGAAAGUUCGCAGAGGCUAACAACAAUACGAUCCGCUUCGUGGUUCAUGGCACCCCCCGCCAAUGGAGUGAUUGUGGCCGGCCAUGGAUUCGGGAGGACAAGGAAAAAUUUGUUCAUCUGCUCGGGGUUGAAUCUAAAUCAAGCAAUGGUAAAUUGCAUGCAUGUGAAAGGCUGUACUUCUCAGAGCAGCAUCCGAGUUUACAGAUGCACUUCGAAAUAAUUGAAUGUGUAAAUCUUGGUUAACAGUUUGUAGUAUAUUACAGAUGCACUUUGAAAUAACUGAAUGUGUAAAUCUUGGUUAACAGUUUGUAGUAUAUCCGUAUUUUCCCUUCGUCCA